Messenger RNA from Camellia sinensis, 1384 nucleotides. Lineage: Eukaryota; Viridiplantae; Streptophyta; Magnoliopsida; Ericales; Theaceae. The record is from RefSeq and is a predicted model, not a curated record.
UGGGGUUUCACUAAUCUUUUCUUUCUUUUUUCACUUUAUUCAUGUUCUUUUUCUUCUUCUAAUUUUUUUUUUAAAAUUUAUUUUUGGUUAGGGUUUCACUUAAACAUUGCUAGAUGUCUACCUACUAAUCUGACUGCUCUUUGCUUGCCCUUUUCUUGCUUUGUGUUUAACACUGUGUGAGUGAAAGAGAAGACAAAUGAAUUAGGGAAAAAAUGUUGAGUAUGCUAUCUAUUUGUAAUUUUAAAUGAAAAGAUUGCCAUUCCUCAUAUCUUUAUUUGUUGGACCCUUUGCAGCUCUGUUAUUUUGCAUUUAUCAUUUCACUGUCUAAUUGAGAUGGCAUAUCAUCAUAAAUUAUUUUUUGGCAUAAGUAAAUUCGAUCAUCUGGUUGGAUGCAAGCCUUAUUCUCCCUCCCUUUCUCCCUGAAUUUUAUAUUAAAUUUUGCGACCUCAUAGAUACCUAAUGUGAAUGAUGAAUUUUCUGGGUUGUGGUAUUGCUUGGUGAUUGCUAAUAAGCUACAUAUUGUUACAGAACAAGAAGAUGCUUAAACCUACUCAAUAUUUGGUUACUCUUGUUAUUCUAAAUCAGACUUAUUCUUCCGAGCAGUCUUCUUCAAAUCCGUUUAUACCUUUCCUUAUAAAUGACCAUUCAAUUUUGAAACGGGAGAGACAAAGGGAAGCCUUCCCAAACUACAUUACUGGAUGUCAAAUAGCUGGUCCAAGGUUUCCAACAUCAUAUAUUUGGACUCUCCAGCUGGUGGUGGAUUUUCUUACUCAAGAAAUAAAUCCGAUUACAUUAACUACAUUUAUAGACUAACCAUUUGCUGUGCAAGUCUAAGCCAACCCUGCUGUAGAAGAUUACACAAAUCUCUAACAAUGGUAGCUCGACCAGACGCCCACACCUCACUUGAUUCAUUGUGGUCAUCUUCUUCAGGCAUAGAGUCUUCCCAACAUCGAGUCAUUACUGAAGGAAGAUUUAGGGAUGAUUUCACUUGGGAUUUUGUAUUCAUCUUUUACGGUUUUUUCUUUGGUUGCUGCAUUGGUGGUUCGAUUUCUAGGGUUGAAAAAUGCUCUUAUUCUUGGGACUACUGAGUAUUGGUUGUUCAUAGCAGUGAAUUUGAUACCAACAUGGUAAUUAGUUUCCCAUCAUAGAUAAAUUUCCUUAAUUUUGUUUAGGACAAACAUGAUAAUUAGUUCCUGUCAAUUUUUGCAAUUUAUACUAAAAACCGUGUUAGAUGUCAAAAGUUAAACACAUAUAUUAUUCCUAUUUGUUAAAUUUUAUGUUGCAUCUGGAUGGAGAAAUAGGUGGAUAAUGGGAAGCUUAUAUUAAUUUACUAUUUCUUUAUCGUAAGAAGAUUUACAAUUUUUUGUUGUCGAAAUUAUUAAUG